CUGUAAUUGAGCUGUACGAUCAUUCGUCGCUCUCUUGUUCUAGACGUCGCAUCGCAUCACAAAUCCCGUAGUCCGCGUAAACUGUAAAUCAAAAAACAUAACACGACAUAUAAUAAUAUUAUUAUAGGCUUACACUUAUCUAUUAUUAACGACUGUAGCGCCACGAAAAACCGCCAUGCACGAAAUUAUAUCGUUUAUAAGCGCAAUGGUGUUGUUCGUAAUUAUUUUAUGGACAUCGUCGUUCAAGUUUUGCAUGUGCAGCAACGACAACAAGAAUAAUGAUACCGCGGUGGCGGCAGAUUGCGAUUUUACCGAAAGGUUCGUACACAGGUCCUUUUUUUAUUUUUAUUAUUAUUAUUUUUUUUAGAGAAUAAUUAUACUAUAAACAAUAACCUGAACUACCUAAGAUAGUUAAUAUUGUGUAUUGUGUAUCUGUAUAAUAUUAUAAUAAAGUUACGACGAGAUCGUCACGGUCAGCGUCCAAGAACCGGUGUACGUGAUAACGUAUAAAUGGUGUUUGGAUAUUCCGCCCAGGUGCCCGGAUAACAAACAAGACUAUAGAACCGUGCACAAAAACAUUGUAAAUAUAAUAAUCAUUUAUAGCAUUUAUAAUCAAUUAUAUAAUAAUUAAAGGCGGACAAAAGAUCGUUUCAUCAUUUUAUUGUAGGCGUCUAUCGAAUUUCCUGUUUUUUUUUUUCUUUUCAUUCCAGACUAUACCCAAAACCCGCACGGUGAAGAGAUGCUGCAAAAAUCAAAUUCAACUGUACGAAAACUGCGUUGAAUAUUGUACCGAAGAUCAAUGUCCGAAUAUACAAUGUACGCCAGGUACGGAUAUGUGCAAAUGCAAGUCCGGGUUUAAAGGUCAUUUGUGUAGACAAAGUAAGUAUAGUAUAGAUGGCUGCUCGAAAUAUUUUGCUUGAAUUAUUGUUCAAAAAAUAAUAAUAACAAUACGAAUAAAAUCACUGUCCAAACGAAAUUCCGUAGCCAAUACAGAUAUCUAUGUUACUCAUUAUAGAUUAUAGAUAGCGUAGCGAUUGGUUUUUACUGUGAUAUGUGUUUUUUUAUUUUUAUUAAUAUGUUUCGUGUGCGUAAGUAACUUUGCUACUAGAAAGUUUGCAUCGGAGUAUCAUAUGUAACAUUUUUUCUGAAAGGUAGUUUUAUCAAGUUGGAACAUUGAGUAAAUCGUUAUUUUUAUAUUCUAGGGGCUUUUAAAAAUAAUUUGGAAAACCCCAAAUAAAAUUAUAGGUAAAGGUUGACGUGAGGUACAUUUUAAGUCGUGGUGCAGUGGUACAUUAUAAUUAGUGGCAAAAAAAAUAAUCGAAUGUUAUAUUAGUAUAUAUAUAUAUAUAGUAUAGGUAUACGUAAAUAUUUAAAACAUGUAUAAUCAAACUUCGCUCCAGUUCAUUUUUCGUUAAUAAUGGGUUUGUUGUCACGUACGUAGCUGUAAAUUAAAUAACUUCGUAUGUAUUCUACCUCCUCAACUAGGUACCCUCAUACAACAGUGACCAGUAUCAGAUUUUUUAUCAUUAUAUCCGUAUAGGCUUAAGAAUAUAGCAAAAUUUAAUCUAUUGAAAAUAUGAAGUAUAAUUUUUGCAGAUGAGCUUUUUUUUUGUUUUGUUUUUUAGAUUCUGAACAAAGCGAGGAAUGUAUAGGUUUUACAAUUUUAUUUUAUUUUUUUUUUGUACCUAUGAGCAAAUUGUUUACCCUAAAUCUUGGUCCAACCAAAACGUAACAGGAGACCUUUUUUUGUUGCAUUUUGAUUUUAGAUGGUGCAUUGAGGAAGUUAAUUUUUGAAAUUGUCAUUAAUAUUCGAGAUAAUGAAGACCAACUGGUUAAUUAGAUUGAAAAAGAUGAAAAAAUUAAAAAUGAGGUUGUCAUUGAUAACUGUUUUUAUUUAUUUUUUGUUUUUUUUUUUUAUUUUAAUAAUUUUUUAAACAAUCGCUGUUGUGAAAACGCACAUUGUCUUAAAAGCAAUAUUAUUCUCUAAAUUUUUUUCCAUACUAGGUACAAAAACUACCAGAAAUCUUACUUCGUUUUUAGGUAUAACACCUUUUUUGAAAGAAAAUGUUUAUGGUAAUUUUAUAAAUUUCCAAGAGGUUUUCAUAUUAAAUGUGAAAAACGGGAAAAAAUGUAAGAAAAAUCACGCUUUAAAUAUUUUCAAUUUUGUUUUUUUGUUGUACCACAGUUUAAAAUGUUUUGAAAUUUAAACAAAAACGAUUAAUCGUUGCAUACCAAAUUAGAUUAAAUUCUCCUCUAUAUCCUACUUUCCCAAUUUCUCUCCUGCUACGGUGGCCCACCCAUAGUGCAAAGUAUGUCCGUUUUUUUUAGAUAUUUGUUUGUAACUAUAAUAUGUAUAAUAUAAUAUUAGAUUCUGAAAUUAAUUGUUUAGAACAUCGAACAUUUAAAACAAAUCAUAUAUCAGAAAUAACAAUAUUUUAGUUUUAAAUACCUAGCAGCGUAGCAGUGGUAAAUACAUAUUUCCCCCUCUUUAUGUAGCACUCAUCUGUAAUUAAAAAAAAACAAAACAAAUAUAAUAACUUAACAUUUAGAAAUAAUUGCUCUAUACGUAUUUGUUUACCUAAUAAUUCAAUGAUUACACCGAAACAAUUUUUCUUUUGUUAAAUUUGUUUUUUAUUUUAAUCGUAAAAAUAAUUAUACUUAAAAAAAUGUUAUAAUUAAUACAUGCUAUAGUUCAUCUAUCUUCUAUAUGCAUAACUUUACUUACAGCAGUGACGACUGUUGUUUUAACAGAAUAUUACGCAAUAUCAUAUUGCAUACAUUGUAAGCAAUGUAAUAAAUUUCGAUCUCUUGACAAAGUUGUGAUAAAAAAAAGUUAAAAGGAAAUUAAUUUUAAAUAGAUGAUUAAAACGGUGAAUAAUUUAUUAUAAUCUUAAUAUUAAAUAAUAUGAUUUUUCUUUGAAAUGUUAAUGUAAACAGUUGUGAGAAGUGAACAAAAACCACUCUCCUUAGUAUUUAAUGUAGUAUUUAUUGUUUAGCUAGACAGGUACAUUAUUGUAAUAUUAUAUUACACGAGGCAAUUAUUUGUUAAUGGAGUAUAUUAAAUGGAAAAUAUUUGUAGUUUAUUGAUAAAUGUUUGGCAUGUUAAGUAUGCAAUCAAAAUGGGGACUUACUCAUUCAUUAUCAUGCGGAGAUGAAAAUUAAUUUUCAAAAUUAUCGACACAAAUAUAGUAUCUAUUCGUAAACAUAUAUCAGUAAUAUAAGAACCAUUAAAUGAUAUUAAUUUACCUAUGUGUAUCUAAAUAAGUUGUAUUCGGUAUAUACCUAUAGUUUUUUGUUUUCUACAAAAUUAAUUUAGUUUUUUUUUAAGUUACAUUAAGUAGAUACCUAUAAAAUUUAAAUAAAACUGAUAUCAUAGUUGACUCGUAUAUAAAGUUUAUUGAUUAUUAUUUAUUAGAUAAAUGAAAAAAAAUAACAAUAAAUAAAUAAAUUAGUAUAGUACAAGUAUCAUAAUAUACAGGGUUUUUAUUAUUUACCAGCAAUUAUUUCUGAGUAUAUACCUAUUUAAGACAUAUAGAUAUAUGGAGUAGAGGUAAAAAAUUAAAAAUGGUUUUAAAAUAAAGAUUAAACGAUUCUAUAAUGAUAAGAAAACACAGAAAUCAAAUUUAUUUAAAAUUCUCCGAGAUAAUUGCUUGUAAAUAAUAAAAAAAUCACCCUGUAUGUACACAAAAGUUUGAGUAUUAUAAGUAUUAUAAAUAUGAUACUUUUAUAAAAAAAAACCAGAAAUAAGUAAAUUAAAUAUAGAAAAGGUCUUGAACUUAUUUUAUUAACUUGCAUCCAUUAAAGGUUAUUAAAGUUAACUUUAUAAUUUUAUAAUCAAAUUAAAUUUCAAUACAAACAAUUUGUUUUAAAUUUUAUUAUAAUACAUGUUUAAUGUAAAACACUAUGAGUGACCCGUAUUGGCACCGAACCUAUAACCCAAUAGGGGCAGUCACCCCCUUUUUUCAGUGGGUGGUGAUCGGUUGGUCAUAACAAAGGGGCGACUAUUAAAAUUCACAGGGUAUAAGUUUAUGAAAGAAAAUAAUUUUAAUCUUGAUGAUUGAUAUAAACACAGUUAAAUACAUUUAGGUACUGUGAUAUAUUCAUUAUUAAAGUAGGUAUGUCUUAUUUACAUACAUAAUACUAAGAACAAUUUAUUCAUUAUAUCAAUUUAUUGCAAUUAGUAAUUUCGUUUAAAACAAGAGUCAUGAAUCUUAAACGUUUUUGAAGAACAGAGGGGGCAUUGGCCCCCCCUUGGUUCUCCCAUGGUUGGUGGGUACACAAACUAAUUUUGCCCUCCCAAAUUAAUUUAAAUUCGGCGCCACUGGUGACCAGUAUUAAAAUUUAGAUUUUUUCAUUAACUAUAUACGUAUCUGCAUACAGCAUAUGCAAUACAAUUAUUUGUGUAUUAAAUUGGCCGGUUUUGCAUAGAUACUUCUGAAUUAUGAUACAGGUGUUUCAUCAAAUGUGCUUUUUUUUUUUUCGGAAUUAUCGUUUUGAAAAAUCAACAGUUAAUUUAAAUUCGUGUAACAUAAUUUUUACAGCGUAAAUAACCGAUAUAAUUUUUUUCAGAAAUUGUUAAUAUUAUAUUUUUAUUGUUAAAAUAUUGAGUUGAGAGUAGUGUACUCAUGACAUACUCAUGACAAAAAAAAAACAGUCAUAAUUAAAAGUUACUUUGUUUCCAAAUUGCAUUGGUAUAAUAUUAUGUAUCCAGGUAAUUAUAAAAUAUCUACGUCAAUAAUUUCCCCAUACUGUCUGUGUUUUAUUAUAAUUCAUCGCUAUAAAUAAUUACAAACAAAUAAUUGGUCAACAUUUGUGUAAUUUAUUGUUGAGAAUGUUUAAAUAAUAAUAUUAAAAUAAGAUACUUAUAAAACAUCAUAAUGCUUCAAUUAUUAAUUCUAACCUAAUUAAUAUACUUAACAUAAUAUAUAGAUACGUAAUAAUAAUAAGUAAUAUUCAAAAACAAAAUUAUGGAGGUUUAUCUACUUUACAAUAAUAUUGAUUUUUCUCAUAAACGUAUUUUUAUAGAAUAAACUAAUUAAUAAAUAUACUAAGAAAGCUCUGAUCCAUAAGUUAAUAACUUUAAAAUGAUUCCGUGUAGAAACACUGGCAAGUAUAAGUGCAUUAAUCCGAUUAUAUUAUAUAUAUAUAAAAUUACUUACACAAACAUUGUAUUAAAAGCUUAAUAAAAGCUUUUGAUUGUUUUAAGCCCUUAUAUUAUAAUCAUAAGAAACAUUUUGUAAUUUCGCUUAUAAAAUUAUUAUUUUAUUCAGUAUUAUAGAAACUUACAUAAGACGACGACGUGUCGUGUUUAAUAUUAAUCAAAUUAUUAUGUUAUACCUUACAUAAUUUUUUCGUCCACGUGAAAAAGUUUCUAACAGUAGAUAAGUAUAAGUUGUAUGUAUUUAGUUUAUUUUACUUUUAUGAAUAAUCAAAAUCUGCGCUACUUUCACUUAAAUCCCAAACGCCUUUAUCGACUUAACUAAAUAAACCUCAUAAAUUACACUUUUUACGAACAUAAUUUUAAUUGAAUUUAUCAAGUAUAUAACUAAAACAUAAUACUAAUAAGUAAUAGGUAUACAUAAUAUAAUUUUAAAUUUGUGUUGGCAGUGCUGUAGAACAGCUAAUACGGAGGAAGUGGUAUCAUUGUUGACACAACGAAUUGUUAUUAAAAAAGAAAGAUUCCAUUAAAUUUCAGGAAUGUAAGCAUACGGAUUUUGAAUGGAUAGCAUCUCACGGACAUUAAUUUCAAGACUUGAGAUUUUCAACUUUUAGACGCUUAACGAAUAGCAUAUUAUAAUAUAGUUGCUGUUUUUUUAAAAAAAAAACUUGAAAAUGCAUUUCUUUACUUUCGAAAGAGCUUGGCAUUUAAUAUGUUCUUGUUUUCCUAAUAUGUUUUACCAACCAGUAACCGUGUGUGUUUAUCAAAACGAUUAUAUUUCAGGGUGUGACGUCGGCCAUUGGGGCGCUGGCUGUAAGAACGUUUGCCAUAGAGCAUGCUCUGAUUGCGACCACCGUACUGGGUGUUGUUACACAGCGAUCAGCGGAGGCCGUACUCCUAUCGUGGGACUGAAGUUCUGCGUCAAGAAACCUGCCGAAAUUGUUUCGAUCCCCACCGGACGACACGAGCCCGGCAAAACUGAAUCAAAAGGUAAUUCUUGGGUACAGAAACCGGUAAUAGAGCAGGUGACCCUGCAAGUAAAAUUGAACUCGACCGAAACAACGACACAGGGUCCACCGAAGAUGCCGGAGACCCGAUUUACGGAGAUGUCGGCGGAAGGGAUAUUAGUGGUGGAAGAACCUGCAGUGACAUCCAUCCAACAAACACCGAAGACACGUACUGACAGCGAUGGAUUCGUCGGCACGGUAACCACGAUGCAAGUGACCGUGUACAAGUACGACGAACUGGUAACGAAACUCAUUUGGAUAUCUGUCAUGACCGUGGUGUCCAUCGCCAUGGUGUUCGUAACCAUGUUCGUUAUUUUCUUCAAUUGUUACGGAGUGUCCAAAUUGGAUCACCACAAAUCUCGGAAUCAACGGAAUCUGACGUCUAUUUUGAAAAAUGAUGGUAAAAACGACAGUACUUAGAGUACUGUUUAUUUUUAAAAUGCCUUUUUUAAAAAUAUAUUUUUACCAAUCCCAAUAUGCAUAAUUAGAUGACCAAAGCAGAAAUCUGAUAUAUUUUAUUUGUAAGGUGAGGAGUUGAUAUUACAACAUUGUUUCUCGCCGAUUAGAUAACGGUUUCCGGUUUGAUUUUAUCGGUAACGAGAACAAUAAGAUGAUUAUAAAUUAGUGGCUAUACAAGUGGGUUUACAACAAAUCGAUGUGGAAGGAAGAAGAUGAAGAAAUAGAUCGUAAAGAAGAUAGUUGAAUAUGAUUGAAAGUGAAGAAAGAACUAUUGGCGUAUGCGUAUAUAAUGCGAGUUAGUGAGACCGUUUUAAGUUUGAGAUUUAGAAUCAAGUUGGUCGAUGCUAAAUAGUCGGGAAAAGAGACGGCGGAGAAACAAAAAAUUGUUGUAAUAUGAAUAUUUAAAUAACAUUUUACAUUAAAACACUUUUCAUAAUUUUGGACUCUAAAUAUGUUAGCUAAAAUCUAAUUUGUAUUACCUAGAUUUUCAAACGUGUUGGAUUUAUCGGUACAGGGGGGUUUAAAAAUUAAUAUUUUUAAUAUUCCGUUACCAUAUUCAAUGUCGUUUUUGAACUUAUAUUUUCACACUCAAAUUAUUAUUUAUUUAUUUAUUUACAGAUACAUAUAAACAAAACUUAAGUCACAUACCGCCAGAUAGAUAUACAAAGGCCCCAGUUUUACAUGCAUGUAAGCUAAUAUUUUUAAUUAUUUUUAAUAAAAUUAAAUUUGUUAAGGAAUUAUUUACAAUACAAUUACUCUACGAGACACUAUAAAUUAAUUAAAAUACUUAUAUUAUUAUAUAAAAUAACCUCAUGGUAAUUUUACUUUAUUUUCGUUUAAAUGUUAUUGCACAGAUAUUUAAAUUAAACAGUUCAUGAUUGUUUUAACAAGGUAGUUAAAAUUUUGUUGAAAAUGAUAUUCAUUAUUCGUUAUUUAUAUUUUAGUUAAUGGAUCCGUUUUCUAACACUUUACACUAUCUGUUCAAGAAUAUACAUAAAACUUUUCUGAUUUUUCAUUUCUGCGAUACUAAAUUAACAAAAAACAUACCAUCAGUGUUGUAGGUACGUAAAUUGCAAUGAAUAAAAUAAUUAUUCGACACUUUUGGUACAUUUUAAUUAUUUAAAAAGUUUCACAUUAGUUAAACAUGAUAGCUACCUAGAUCAAACAUUUUGUUAUUAUUCCUACUAUAAUAUAUGUGACAUGUGUAGAUAUAACUAUAGCUAAAUUGCAAUAGUAAAUCACAACAAAUAUAAUUUAUUUAUAUCAGAUUAAUUGUAUUCAAUAUCCAAUCAGUUUCAUUCUAUCAUUUGGCACAUUGUCGAAACGUGAAUAAUUUGAUAAAUAAUUUAUUUGAUAUUAUUUAAAUUAAUUUCUAGCUAAUAUCAAUACUGACUUUCCAAUUCACCCAGAGACAUUUUGUCCAGUUUUCUCAGCUCCUCAUUACACAGGUAAGAAUUAAAUUCAUAAUAAUUUAUAUAAUAUUUAUUUAUUGCUAAAUUUGCAAAUAUUAAAAUCUUCAUAAUAAUAUAAUAUAAGAAAAAUAGAAAAACUAUGAAACCUACCUAUAAAUUAAAAAAAAAAAAAAAACACAUUUUCAAAAAAAAGCAUGCUGGAAUUUAUAAAUCUAUUUGUCUGCUUAUGAAAAAAAUUGAGGAGGGGUGAUUUUCAGCCCUAGGACUGCUUAUAGUAAACUACUGUGUCCAAUGUUAAUUUUCUUUCAAAAAUAGUUCCUUUCUUAUAACUGUAAACGGAUGUUUCAUCAUCACAGUAUAUUUUAUAACAUGAUAAUUUUCUACGCUAACAAUAAUAGAUGACUCAAAGUCAAUUUAUUCUAUCGGAUAUAAUAAUAAAACUGUUGUUAAGUUAGAACCAUGAAGAUUAUAAAACUGAAGUUACGAAUCUGCCUCGUCAAAUUGAAAAUUAAAUUCGUAUAUUAUUCAGGGCCGGUAGCGUUAAGUGGUAUAAUAACUUACUAAUAAUAAUAUUUUUUUGAUUUUACGGAUAAUGGUAAGUAAAAUUGCGGGUAAAAUUGAAAUGCCAAUGUCAAAUAAUACAGACUUAUCAAAAAUAUAUACUUACACUAAUUCUGAAUUUAUGAAAUAAUAUAAUUUUUUUUCCCCUAAACCUCGGUGUGUAUAUUUAUUUAUACUUCCGUAUGUAUUAUAUAUUUGUAUAGUCAAUAUUCCUACUAUGAAAUAUUAUAUUUAUCACACACGAAAUAUACUUGAGUAAGAUUAAUACUGAAAUAUGACAAAUAUAGUGUGUACAAAUGUUUAGAUUUUAAACCCGUGUAAUUUAUUAUUAUUUGAUCUCGUAGAUGAAACUGUAGAUGACGAGCAUAAAGAAGAACUAUGUUAUAUAAUAUUAAAAUGUUAAAAUCGAUUAGAAGUAAAAUAAUCUGUCAUUUACGGUUAUGAUGGUUUAUAGCAGUUGUAUGUUUUACACUUGAACAUUGAGAAAUAAAAUUUAAAAUUAAACAGUGAUUAGGUACUUUACGAAAAUCAGACUUAUUUUUCUCCCUCAUUCAUACAAACAAUAAUUCGAAUGUCCAUAUAUUUUUGAAAACUCCAAAUUAUAGAACAUCACAUUAUAAUUAUAAUAAUGAGAGUAUUUUAUAUUCAUGUAUACUAAAGUAUAAUUUGAACUUCCAAUUUUUUUCAGUCUGUUCUCGGCUCAAUAAUUCGAGGGAAUAUUUCUUUGUUUAAACUUCUACAAAAAAAUAUCUCAAAAUUCGAUAAAAUUAUAUUAUUACAGCUAGAUAAAAUAAGUGUUUCCAAAAAUUGUUUUUUAUUUAAUUUGUUUUGAAAUUGAUAACAUCACUUAUAUCAAAACCGUAUGUCUCAGCCAAUAAGACAUGAGAAUAAAUUAGAGAUAAAUGUUGUUUUUAAAUAUUUUUGUACAAAAACUGUGUACUGUUGCAUUAUAACUAGCAUAAGUGGUUAUUUGUGGGAUGUGUAUAAAAAAAGUCAAUCACAAUUUAAAUUCAAAUAUCCUUAUAUCGUAACACUGAAUCGAUCGGGAUCCGUUUAAAGUAGAAUAAGGCUAAAAUCGCAAAUUUUAAUUACAUUACGAACAAUAAUUUUUCUCAUAUCAAUCAAGUGUACAACUUCGACUUGGUACCUCCAAGGCCAUUUGUAUACAGUUACAAUGAAUAAUUGCUUUAACUUAUUGAACAGAUGAAUAAUGUUAUAAACUAUAUAGAUUAUAGGUAGAUACAUAGUAAAAGUUCGAAUUGAAAAUAAUAAGUGUGGAUAUUACGAAAUACUUUUGUUUUACAGGACUUUUGUCCCCGGCCGAAAUAAUUUUAAUUUAAAAUUAAUUAAUUAAAAUGAAUGAUUUUAAAAACAAUAUACAAUAUAUUAGAUAGCCAAUAUGUAUGAAUAAUAAUUGUAAAUCGCACAAUAUAAUUUUAAUAAUAAGAAUAAGUCGAUAAAUAAACCGAUACUCGAUGUCGAAUUUAUUGGCACCUAUAGGUUUUUUUAAAACCGAUUUUUGAUCCGAUAUUUUGAGAGAAAAAUAUCUUUAACGGAAAUAUCAACUCGUGGUUUUUGAUUUCAAAUGUCUCAUUUCGGGUGUCAGUUUUAUAUCAAAAGCAUGCAUUGGAAUUUUGGAUAUUGGUAAAAAUUAUUAUCGGUCCAUCACUAAUUAAUAAUACAUUUUUAUUAUAUUUUUGAUAUGUAAUUUUUCAGGUGGUUCGGCAAUAUAUGAUUCCCCUCAACCGCUAUACGAAAUUCUGUGUUAAAUAUGAAAAAUAUAACAAUAGUUAAUUAAUUAGUCACAUAUAGUUGAAAAUAUUAAUAAUUCAAUAAACUAUUAAUCGUUAAUAUAUUAUAUCAUAACUAUCUUAUGAGACAAUAAAAUAUAACUACAUAUUAUUAUAUUUUUGUUUAAAUUUGUAUUAAUUCAAAUUUAAUAUUUAUUAUGCUUACCCAUAAUAAUUACUAUAUGCAUA
This is a messenger RNA of Cinara cedri, 10576 nucleotides long. NCBI's taxonomy places the organism in Eukaryota, Metazoa, Arthropoda, Insecta, Hemiptera, Aphididae. The record is from the annotation of a GenBank genome assembly.